Molecule: messenger RNA, 1870 nt
Organism: Chlamydomonas reinhardtii
Lineage: Eukaryota; Viridiplantae; Chlorophyta; Chlorophyceae; Chlamydomonadales; Chlamydomonadaceae
Exons: 10
Coding region: 112-1110 (332 amino acids)
Biological process (GO): chloroplast organization; protein import into chloroplast stroma
Cellular component (GO): chloroplast inner membrane; chloroplast thylakoid membrane
Source: RefSeq, a predicted model, not a curated record
GACAUUUUACUAUUUACAUCAUAAACCUGUCUUUGGAGGAGGCUUGCUUCGUUUCGGCACUUCCAUCACCGCGAGUACCACACUCAGGCAGCGCGCUGAACAGUUUCAAACAUGCAAUCGCUCGCGCGGUCAGUGCUGCGGCCAGCGCUGCUGGCGGGGCGCGUGGGGGCUUUGAAGGGCGCCGAGCAGGCUUUGGUUCGUGCGGCCAUUGUGUGCGUGCCGGCGGGCUGGCUAGCGCCCUCCUCCCCCAACGCCACCACCCCCGCUGGCGUGCGGUGCUUCUCUGCACCCACUGAAGACCAGCUGCGGAAGGCCGAGAAGAUGGUGGAGAUGAUGGCCUCAUCGCCGGCGCUGCAGCAGAUGAUGAUGUCGGUGAUGCCGGCGCCCAUGCGCAAUGCCGACAUCCUCAAGCAGCUGUUCAACGACCCGGCCAUGAAGAAGCGCAUCUCGGAGAUGAUCGCCAAGCGGGGCCUGCCCAUCCCCGACCACCUGCUGGAGCGCAUGACGCCGGGCGCCAUGGACGACACGUUCGCGCGCGCCCAGCGGCUGGGCAUCGACCCCGGCCAGCUGUUCACCAAGCUCAUGCAGCACCCGCUGCUGAUGGCCAAGCUACAGCAACCCCGCGUCAUGACCGCAUUCCUGGACAUCGCCGAGGACCCCUCACGCCAGUCCAAGUAUGCGGACGACAAGGAGCUGCUGGAUGUGGUGUUCAAGAUCCGGGAGCUCCUCGCAACCACCAAGACCGCGGUGCCCGCGCCCGCCGCCGCCUCCCCUUCGUCGUCAUCCGAACCCGCCGCAACGGCAAUUCCCAUGCCGCCGCCCCCCGGGACGCCGGCCCGCUCCGAGUCGGCCUCCUCCUCUGAGGCCAGCAGCAGCAGCAGUGGCACCUCCGAGGCGGCUGCAGCCAGCAGUAGCAGCGAUUUCAAUCCUCUGGUGGCGCUCAUGAGCUCCGACCCCAAGGCGGCCAAGUGGCUGGACAACCCCAAGGUUAUGGCGGCGCUGCAGGAGGUUCACAAGAGCCCGUGGAAGACGGUCAAGUACAUCUUUGACCGGGAUGUUAUGGAGGCAUUCAAGGAUCUGAAGGAGCUCAUGCGGGGCAAGAAGCUCUAAGGCGGGCGGCAUAGGCUCUGCACGUUGCAGUUGCACGGGCAAGCAACUUGCGAGAGAGGCCACGUGCUUGUGGGGGCGUACAGCCAGGGGCUGCGCCAUGGCCCCUUGCCGGACUGUCCAGCGAUGCAGCUACGAACCUGGGGUCUCGGUGUUUGAUGACAUCGUGAUGCGGAAGGCGGAUGAGCACGCUUGCUAAUGUCGUGUUGGUGGCUUUGGGGAUGGAUUGGAACCUUCGGCCUUUUAGCACCCUCUCGAAGUCAGGUGUAAAUGGGUGCUGCUGUCCAGUGGCAACAAAACAACGUACAGCAACGUAAGGGUUUGCCUUGCAGUCCGUUAGGAGACAGGCACCAUGUGCCAGGCCGUGCGCUCGUGCGGCGCGCGAUGAUACCUGAUGUUGGUUGGUUGGUUCAGGACACCCGAGGGCUGUGGCCUCACGGAUGCGGUGCUUGGAGCUGAUACCAGCACGCGUGCGAGUGGUGCAGCUCGGUGGUAGGAUGCGCAGGCAGGGCGUUUCAGACAUGCAUCAUGCGUGCGAUUGGACAGGGUUAGGGGCAGGUUCACGAGGCAGGUUGGCGUAGUCCCGUAGUGUACUCCCAGACCCCAACAGUCAGUUUGCAACGUCAAGGCAUGAUUGCGUGGCUGGUAUAACGCCGGAGUUACGGUCUUGUCGUGCGUCUUGUACCGAGGCCCCGCUGACUUGCUGGCAGGCUGGUAGUUUGCUGACGCGCAGACAUGCAAUGCAUUACAUUGUAACAUUGGU